AUGCACGAUUGGGCGAAGCGGAUAUUGUAUGGGUAUCGUUUGAAAGUAUUGUUUGUUCAAUUCAGAAUAAAGGAAAUUUUGCCGGAAGAGCUGGUCGUAGAUUUUGUGGCCAUGUACGCAGUGCAAAGGCUUAUCGAGCCGGUUCACAACUUUGUCCAUACGGAUUCCAUGUACCCAGUGAAAUCGUGCUCCAAGGGUUCAGGGAGCGAAGAUAUCACGGAGGAAAAUGAAUUAGAGCCGAACAUGUGUGAUAGGCUGAAUUCCCUAGAAGAAUCGAUUUCUCAUUUGCUUAAAUUAUUCAAGGAAGCGAAAAAGCAUCCAUUGAAAUCUUCAACUACUGUGAUCAAAACAACUCAGCAGCAUCCAGUUGCUACUCCAGUCCUCUCGCAGAAACUAGCAACACCAUUGGCUACCGUUGUGGUUCAGGCGAAUCCAGAUAACCCCCCAAUCGCAGCUUUGCUAUACUGUCAAACGCUGGCACAAAAAGGAAUCCACAUCUCAUUGUUCUCUUACGUCCAUUCGACCGUUCACGAAAUGCCCGCCAAGCUGGAUCGAUUCUUGAAGAGUUUAUCCGUAUUCGGUAACCCAAACUCAAGUAGUUCCUUGUGCGUUCGAAUCGUUUGGAACGGUCAUUGUCCUGAUUGCGUUACUUUCACCGACAUUAAAGCCACUUUCCUCUAUGGUGAAUCGAUGUUGAUACAAAAGUUGUUGUCCCUAGUCGAACCGGAUGCUCCUCAGGAAUUGACUGAACUCCUCACAACCAUUGACAAGGGGCUAUUGCUCAUCCCAAGUCUACGUCAAUCGACAAUUUCUCUGUUGCAAUCACAUUCAUAUCUAACCAAACCGAACCGAUCCUCUCCCAGUGCAGUUGAUUGUUUCUUGUAUGUCUGUGCCCGAAAGUCGGAUACCCUCAAUUGUCUUCCUGCAAACUGGCUCAAGAUAUGCACAGGCUUUCAGUCGAUCCAAACCUUGAACUUGUUGUUUGAUAAAUAA
Molecule: messenger RNA, 993 nt
Organism: Echinostoma caproni
Lineage: Eukaryota; Metazoa; Platyhelminthes; Trematoda; Plagiorchiida; Echinostomatidae
Source: the annotation of a GenBank genome assembly